Molecule: messenger RNA, 1170 nt
Organism: Pieris napi
Lineage: Eukaryota; Metazoa; Arthropoda; Insecta; Lepidoptera; Pieridae
Product: ubiquitin-conjugating enzyme E2 J2-like
Exons: 1
Coding region: 151-831 (226 amino acids)
Source: RefSeq, a predicted model, not a curated record
UCGAAUUGCGAAGUAGACAUUAGACAACAUAAAUUUAAUUUCCAUCUUCUAACUGCAUUACAGAAAUUAUUAAUUCAGUAAAAGUGUUAAAACUAGUUGUUGCUUGUAGAAAUAACAUUAAAUCAGAACUAAAUGAUUUAGAAAUAAAUAAUGGCAAAAACUAAAGUAACUGGAGCAACGAGUAGGUUGAAACAAGAUUAUUUAAGGCUGAAAAACGAUCCUGUACCAUAUGUGACUGCAGAACCAGUCCCUUCAAAUAUAUUAGAGUGGCAUUAUGUCGUAAAAGGGCCCGAGAAGAGCCCCUACGAAGGAGGAUAUUAUCACGGAAAAAUCAUGUUUCCAAGAGAGUUUCCUUUCAAGCCUCCGUCAAUUUAUAUGAUAACACCAAAUGGACGAUUUAAAACUAAUACUAAGCUUUGUUUGAGCAUUACAGAUUUCCAUCCAGACACAUGGAAUCCAGCUUGGUCAAUUUCAACAAUUCUGACAGGCCUGCUAAGUUUCAUGUUGGAAAAAACACCAACUUUGGGUUCUAUUGAAACAUCUGAUUACCAGAAACGAUGUUUGGCUGCUGAAUCUUUAGAAAUUAAUCUUAAAAAUGAGAUGUUCUGUGAGUUGUUUCCAGCAUAUGUUGAUGAGAUUGAAGAGCUGCUUAAACAACGACAGCAAGCCUUGCUCCAAACAGAAAAUAAUAGCAACAACAGUGAGAGUGAAGUGACAAAUGACCAACAAUCUAAUAUGCACUAUUUAUUAACAAACUUAUUUGUGUUAGUGGGCUUUGUGUUUCUAGCAUUCAUGGUGAAACAUGUUUUGGUGUCUGUUUCGAAUGACUAAGGUGUAAUGAUUUAUUAGUGUAAAUAUUAAUUUAUUAUGUACAGCAUUUGUGCAAUGUGGGUUUGGGUACGGUAUUUUUCACUUAUAGCAAUGUACCUUAGAAAGUUCAGAAUUUUAGAUGUUUGUAAUUUGUACAGGUAAAUGUGUAUUAGAUUUAAAUGCACCUAGUAAUAUGGUUUAAAAUGUGAAGUACUAUAUCUGCACAGCUAACUAAUCAAAAAAGAUUUAUAUUGCCUGUUUAUGUAAUAAAUCUGUAAUGUAGACACCGAAUAUCUUGUUAAAGUUCAGUUACAGUUGAUUGUUUAUUUUUUUUAAUUACACAAAUUUAUGAUUUUUUAA